Pristis pectinata (smalltooth sawfish) is the source of this 2417-nucleotide messenger RNA. RefSeq names its product circularly permutated Ras protein 1. Bases 164 to 2284 code for a protein of 706 amino acids. Gene Ontology annotation, molecular function: SNARE binding; zinc ion binding. The transcript is spliced from 20 exons. Gene Ontology annotation, cellular component: COPII vesicle coat; endoplasmic reticulum exit site. NCBI's taxonomy places the organism in Eukaryota, Metazoa, Chordata, Chondrichthyes, Rhinopristiformes, Pristidae. The record is from RefSeq and is a predicted model, not a curated record. Gene Ontology annotation, biological process: COPII-coated vesicle cargo loading; endoplasmic reticulum to Golgi vesicle-mediated transport; intracellular protein transport.
UCUCAGCUCUGUACUUCACCAUUUGAAAGGUGAUUAAGCAGAGUCUACGAGAGCAACAAGGUGCUCAUCACCACAAAUAUUUGGACUAAACCUCGCUAUCCUUGGACAAAUUCUUCCUCAUUUUCAGGUCACAUCAUUACCAACUGGAUGGUCAGCUGAAGUCAUGGAAUUUGCAUGCAGUCACAUUGUAUACAAUUCUCAAAGCAUAACUUCCAAAAAUGGCAGAAACAGGGCAUACGGUCCUGUUGAAAAUCAAACUUAUUCAAGCACAAGCUUCAGACCUCCACCAGCACAGAGCCAAGGCAGUGUUCAUGAAUACGACAAUCGUUUCCUGGUAUCAUCUCCAGCUGGGAAAGAAUGUCUGUACGCCACAGUGCCAAAACCUGCACACAGGAGGAACCAAGCAAAGAGUCUAGGGCCUCCUGUUGUAGCCAGGACAACACAGCUGCGAGAUAAUGAAGACAGCCAGGCUCCUCCUCUGCCUCCACGCCUCAGUAUCGAGAGGCCGAACGUCUUCACUACACAUCAGCUCAGCACAACUCUACCGGCAAAAUUGCACUCACAUCCCCAGCUCCCUCCACGGAGGCCCAAGCGGGUUCUUCCACCCUCAAAGAAGUCCACUUCUCAGACAAACCGGAAAGCAAAUAUAAACGUGGUUUCUCUUAACCUGGGAAAGUUGGUAGAUAUCAAUAAUGUGCAAACCCAGACUAUGGAAGCCAUUCACUGCCAGAACUGUUCAGCUGCCCUGUCCAGCAUCAGCCGGAUUCACCAUAAACAUGCAGACAUAGUAUGGCCUUGUGAAUUCUGUCAAAAGCAUAAUGUUGUCACUCGAUCCUUCAGAACAGUACCCAACAGUCAAGAUGUCCUCUAUGUCCCUGGACCCCUUGACGAUGAUUACAUCAAUGUGGAUGACUCCUUGGUCGUCUUCUGUGUGGACAUCUCUGGAAGCAUGUGUGUAACCAAUGAGGUCAAGGCUGUUAAUGGUUUCAGAACAACUCAUAUAUCAAGACUGCAGAAUGUCCAAGAAGCCAUCUUGACUUCUUUGAACCACAUGACACAGACUUGUCCCCAGAAGCGAGUUGCCUUGGUGACAUUUAAUGAUGAGGUAACAAUCUAUGGUGAUGGAACACAGGUGCCCACAAGACUGAGUAAUUAUCAACUGUUGGAUUCAGACUACCUAAAGGAAAAAGGGAGGGAUUAUCCUUGCCCACGAUGCAUUGCAGAAAGCCUUCAAACACUAAGCCAUAGAGUCAAUGAGCUGAGAGAACAAGGUGCGACUGCCCUGGGUCCAGCUGCACUUGUUGCAGUGUCAAUGGCAUCAAAGAGUCCUAGGUCAAAGGUAAUCAUCUGUACAGAUGGGAAGGCAAAUAUAGGCCUGGGAUACUUGGAGAGUGUGGAGGAAGAUAUGUAUGAGUGUUCCAAACAAUUUUACACUGAUUUAGGCGAGCAAGCAACUUUAAAUGGGGUAAUUGUAUCGGUUCUGACAAUAGAGGGCACAGACUGUAGACUGGCAGAGCUCGGAAAGCUGGCAGAUCGGACAGGAGGAAGGGUCAACAUUGUUAAUCCAAUUAAUUUGCCAAAUGAGAUUCAGGCGACUUUGGAAGAUGAUGUAAUUGCAACUGAUGUUACUGUGACCUUUGUAGUCACUGAGCAGAUGUAUUUUCGAUAUGAAGAGCAAAAAGGAAAUAAGCUAGUGAAGCAUGUUGGAAAUGUGACCAAAGAUACUGAGCUGACAUUUGAAUUUGGAAUAAAAGAAUCUCACAUUCAAACUCUCCAGGAUAAUGAGAAGCUGCCCUUCCAGCUGCAAGUAAACUUUACCACUCGAGAUAGAAGAAAGGCUUGUCGUGUCAUCAGUCAGGAGAAACAUAUCACAAACAACAGUUCCCUAGUUGAGGAGAGUGUGAAUAUAACAGUGCUGGGAAUACACGCAGCACAGCUCAGUGGUCGACUGACAAUGGAGGGCCGAGUGAAAGAAGCAUGUAGUGAGAUGGCGGCACAGAAGGAGCUCAUCCAAAAGAUUGUUGAAAAGAAACAUAACCAAGAAGAGGAUGACAUUUAUCAAAACUGGCUGCGAUCAGUAGCAGUCGUGUGUGAAGACCUCACGCAUUCUGAGGAGGUGGGAAGUGUGGCAAAAUCAAAAAAUGAUGAAGAAAAAAGUGACUCUGUUUUCAAGAUGUUGUCUGAUGAGGUUGCAAGCACAGUUUAUCGUCUAAAGAAUGCAAGGAGUAGAAUGUUGAAGAAGCCAGUGCCUAAACCAACAGCUGCUCCAUUGCCGAUGAUUUAAACCCAAGGAGACUGGAGAAAUUGAUCACCUGAAAGUUUGUAAUGGAACUGUGCAAUUUUUCAUUCUUUGUAUUUUACAAACUAUAACUUCCUGUAAAAUAAAUAAAUGUUUUUAACUCUUUACAUUUUUACAG